Molecule: messenger RNA, 2451 nt
Organism: Malania oleifera
Lineage: Eukaryota; Viridiplantae; Streptophyta; Magnoliopsida; Santalales; Ximeniaceae
Product: WPP domain-interacting protein 2-like
Exons: 3
Coding region: 498-2360 (620 amino acids)
Source: RefSeq, a predicted model, not a curated record
UUUUAAUUUUUAUUCUUUAGUUUUGAAUAAUUUAUUUGAUGGUCUAUAAAUCUGCAAAUCCGAAUCAGUUUUAGGGUUUCCUUCCAUCUCCGUCCCAUCCCUACCGAAAUCAGAAAAAAGCUUGUGCAUCCAUCUAUGGCUACUCGCUUCAUUUAAUUUAUGCGGAGAAAGGGCACUCCUCUUGCUCACCUGCAAAAAUAUAUAUAUUUGCGCACACAAACAUAUGUUUGAAUUAUCAUGCGAAGAAUUACCAAAAGCAGCGUGCUUUAUUUUCUCAGAUAUUUGCUGGAUAUAGCCCAUGAGCUGGAAUGAUGGUUGUCCUUGAUCUUGAUCUGAGUUUUUCUGGGGAGAUUGAUGAGGUUGGGAGAGAGAGAGAGAGAGAGAGAGAAAGAGAGAGCUGAGGAUGUGGGUUAUCAUAGGGAGAUCCUGACUUAGGAGAUGUGAACCUAUUGAUCUGGAACGACAUAAUUUCUGCUUCCCGUAGGUUUUACUUGGUGAUGGAUUUGGAAAGUGAAUGUUCCGCACUAGAAUCCGUGGAGGAUAAUGAGGUGACCUCCGAAAGAGAAAGAACGCCUCACUUCAAUGAGAGUAAGAUAGAAAUUAAUGGAUCUUGUGCAAAUGAGAUUUUGAGCUUGAGCUCUGCUCAACUGGAGGACCCCAAGCUAUUGGCUACCAACAUGGAGGUUAAGGAUGUUGAAACUGAAAAUCCAGUAAAUUCACCUUCUGCAAAAUCUGCCCAUGCUCCUGGAGAGUCACCUCCUCCAACAAUGAAGGGUUAUGGGCUGAAGAAGUGGAGGCGCAUUAGGAGAGAUUUUAUCAAUGAUGCAAGUACUAAUCUUGACUCUAGUAAAAUAUUAAAGCGGGGUUGGUCCACACCUGCCAGUCCAACAAGACAUCCACGGCUUCCUAUGGAAAUCAAUAAGAUGAGUGAAGGUUCUGUUGAAUCUGUAAAUUUGUUGGUAAGAAACCUUGGUGCUGCGGACAUCCCUUGCUCCAACUCAGAUUCUAGGUUGGCUGUUGGGUCUGGUUUUUCUGUUAGUGCUGAUUCUGAGAACAGCGAGGAUCAAAGUAGCAAGUCUUCUACUGCAGCCAGUGCUCCAAAGGUGACUGCAGCAUCGGUUAUUGUACGGGAAAAGAACAGGAUGAAGAAUCUCAGUGGGAGGGCUGUGAGUAAUUCAGUUCAACGCGUUCAACAGGGAAAGGGUCGGAUUGAAACUAGCAAGAAGCCUAGAGGAGAUAGGGUCAAAAUCGAGAAGGAAAACUCUCAUUCCAGCAUGGAAUCUGAUUCGAGGAGUUCUAACUUUGUCUUUAUGCAGGGUGCUUCCUCUGCAAUUAGUAAUGGAAAACAAAUUGGAAGGUCAACAAAUCAUGUUGGAGUGAAUGGUGAUGACCCUCCAGCAACUGAACAACAGUCCAGUGAGGAAUUUCAAACUGGUUACCGCAAAGAUAAUAUGGGGCAAGCUGAGGAUCUUUCACAGGACAAUUUAGCUGCUGGCUCAUCUUGGAAGGUUAAAGAAGAGAGAAUAGAGGACCCUUGGCCCACAAAAGAGGGGGAUCCUUUGGUUGAUUCUGUCCUUACACUCAAAUCUGUGCAGGAAGCACUUGAAAAAGAAAUUAAGAAACUCAGGGAGAUUGGGAAGGAAUCUAUUUCGCAAUAUGAGACCUUGUUUGAUGAUAGCAGUUCACCUGCAAAUUUUACAUCUAAUGAUCCAGAAAUCUGUGAACCAAGUUCUGCCGACUGGUUGGGUUCUAAAGAGAAUGGACAAAAUUCUCCAUGUUCCUUGGAAACCCAGGUUUUAAGCCUAAAACAAAGGGUAAAAUGUUUGGAAAGCAAGCUGGAAUCAAUGAGUGGUAUGCUGAAAGUUAAGGAAUCGAAAGUGUUUGAACUUGAAGCUACAUUAAAUAGCAGCAGGUCACAAAUGGGAGAAUCAGGGAGUAACAUAGAGUUGCAACAGGAAAAAUGUAGGGAGAUGGAAACCGAGCUGGAGGGCCUUUUCAAACAGAAGAUUGAAGCUGAAGUCGAGUAUUUGGCAAUAGCACAGACAAUAGAAAAGGUGAGAGCUGCUGCAGAAGAUCAAAUCACAUUUCUUGAAGAACGAAAAGCAGAGGCUGGGGAGCAAGCAAAGAUACUCAUCAAGCUUGGAGAAGCCGAGGGCAGAGUUGUGAUACUAAAAAAGCAAGCUGAGGAGUUGAAGACUUAUUGUGGUGACAUUUUGGGGACACGAGAGGUUCUGAGAAUGCAGAAGAAGGUAUGCAAGGUUACUUUGUGUUUCUUCUUACAGUUGGUAUUGUUGGUUAUAGUAUUUGGGUUUUUAGUUUUGCAGUUAUUCCCUCAUUCUGGGGUGGUUGUACCCACCUAAACUGUGUUUUAACACUUUUUUUUUAGGGUGUAUUCUCAACAUUAUGAAUGUUUAUUUUCAUUCUGUUAAUUGUCUCUUGAGGGUUAUGUCA